Messenger RNA from Scheffersomyces amazonensis, 1723 nucleotides. RefSeq names its product glycine hydroxymethyltransferase (gene SHM1). The coding region runs from base 154 to 1638 and encodes 494 amino acids. Gene Ontology annotation, biological process: L-serine catabolic process; tetrahydrofolate interconversion; folic acid metabolic process. Gene Ontology annotation, cellular component: cytoplasm. The transcript has a single exon. The record is from RefSeq and is a predicted model, not a curated record. Gene Ontology annotation, molecular function: zinc ion binding; serine binding; pyridoxal phosphate binding. Lineage: Eukaryota; Fungi; Ascomycota; Pichiomycetes; Serinales; Debaryomycetaceae.
CUUGGCCGCAACGGGAUAUAUUUUUUUCUGGAAUGUCCAAAAGCGAUGUGUCAUAGCGAGGGUUGAAAAAUUAUAAGAGGUUUAUAAAAUCUACUAUUUUUAAAGUUUAUAGAUACUAUACAAUUAGGUGGUUAACUUAGUAAUAAUUGAACAAUGCUUUCUGCCAGUUUACGUUCAUUAAGAACUCAAUCUACCAGGCAAAUCCCUGGUAUGAUUACUAGAAGACAUUAUGCAUUAUCAUCUAAUGCACUUAACUUGAUCUCUAAAUCAGUUUCUGAAGUAGAUCCAGAAAUGGCUGAUAUCUUAAAUCAAGAGAAACAAAGACAAAAGAAUUCAAUUACUUUAAUUCCUUCUGAAAAUUUCACUUCUAAAGCUGUUAUGGAUUUGUUAGGUUCUGAAAUGCAAAAUAAAUAUUCUGAAGGUUAUCCAGGUGAAAGAUAUUAUGGUGGGAAUGAAAUUAUUGAUAAAGCUGAAAGAUUAUGUCAAAAGAGAGCUUUAGAAGCUUUUGACUUAGAUCCUGAACAAUGGGGUGUUAAUGUUCAACCAUUAUCCGGAGCACCAGCUAAUUUAUAUGCUUAUUCCGCUAUAUUAGAAGUUGGUGAUAGAAUUAUGGGUUUAGAUUUACCUCAUGGUGGUCAUUUAUCUCAUGGUUAUCAAACUCCUUCAUCAAAAAUCUCUUAUGUCUCCAAAUAUUUCCAAACUAUGCCUUAUAGAUUAAAUGAAAAGACUGGUAUUAUUGAUUAUGAUACUUUAGAAGCUAAUGCUAUUUUAUUUAGACCUAAGGUUAUUGUCGCUGGUGCCUCAGCUUAUUCUAGAGUUAUUGAUUAUAAGAGAAUGAAAGCUAUUGCUAAUAAAGUUGGUGCUUACUUAUUAAGUGAUAUGGCUCAUAUUUCUGGUUUAGUAUCAGCUGGAGUUACUGAAUCUCCUUUCCCAUAUUCUGAUAUUGUUACUACUACUACUCAUAAAUCUUUAAGAGGUCCAAGAGGGGCAAUGAUCUUCUUUAGAAAGGGUAUAAAAAAGGUUACUAAAAAGGGUAAAGAAAUUCAUUAUGAUUUAGAAAGAAAAAUUAAUUUCUCAGUAUUCCCUGCUCAUCAAGGUGGUCCACAUAAUCAUACCAUUUCAGCAUUAGCAGUUGCAUUAAAGCAAACUCAAUAUCCAGAAUACAAACAAUAUCAACAAGAUGUUAUUGAUAAUGCAAAGACAUUUGCUGAUGCUUUAGUAUCUAAAGGUUUCAAAUUAGUUUCAGAUGGUACUGAUACUCAUUUAAUCUUAGUUGAUUUAAGAUCAAAAAAUAUUGAUGGUGCAAGAGUUGAAGGUGUUUUAGAAAGAGCUAAUAUUGCUGCUAAUAAAAAUACUGUUCCUGGUGAUACUUCAGCUUUAUUCCCAUCUGGUUUAAGAGUUGGUACUCCUGCCAUGACUACAAGAGGUUUUGGUAAAGAAGAAUUUGAUAAAGUUGCUGGAUUUAUUGAUAGAGCUGUUGAAAUCUCAUUAAACUUGAAAGCUCAAGAACAAGGGAAAGUACCAAAGGAAUUACUUGCUUCAUUCAAAUCUUUAGCCAAUGAAAGUUCAGAAGUCAAAGCUUUAGGUGAAGAAGUUGCCGCCUGGGUCUCAACUUAUCCUGUUCCAGGAGAUUUCUAAAGAUCUAUUCUAUAAUACUUAUACAUAAUGAACAAUUCUUAAUUUCCUAAAUUUGUACGAAAUUUACGCGUGACCAUUGGACUUG